AUCUUCGAACUUUGCAUAUGUUAACUAAUUAACAUGACUAAUUUAAACUUAUUUGUAGAGAAUGGGAAAAAGAUAAUAGGUGUUGCAGCUAACUAUAAAUCUCUUUUAAAAAUACUGGACAAACCUAUGCCAAAAGUGCCCGAAAUAUUCAUCAAACCUACCACAUCUUACAUUACAGAAAAAGAGAACAUAGUGAUACCAAAAGGGUUUUCUGUUAAUGAGGAGGUAGAACUGGGAGUAAUUAUUGGAAAAAUAGCUAAGAAAGUGUCUGAAAAAGAAGCUUUGGACUACGUAGGAGGUUACUGUGUAGCAUUGGAUAUGACAGCUACUUGUAAAAUGAAAGAAGCUCGAAGUACAGGAGGGUCCUGGACUCUAGGCAAAGGCUUCGAUACUGCCACACCCGUCGGGUCGUUCAUAAAGAAAUCCGAUAUACCCGACCCACACAAAGUAACACUGUGGUGCUCCGUAAACGGUAAACAUCGUCAAGAUGGAUGUACCGACGAUUUGGCCUUCAGCAUUCCAGUUCUAAUCAGCUUUAUUUCCCAGUAUAUAACUUUGGAACCGAACGAUUUGAUUUUAACCGGUUCGCCACCCGAUAUGGGACCAGUUCAACAAGGAGAUAUUGUGCGGUGUGGGAUCAAAGAUAUUUCAGAGGUAGAGUUCAAGGUGGAAGCUGAGUAGGUUUAUUCUACUUCCAUGUCAGCAACAUGAAGUUCUCUUAAUUUUUCAAGAUAUUUCCGGUCCUUCUCGAUGUUAUACUCACUAUAAUAGUGAAAUACCAGCAGGGCUAUAGAGGUACCUAUUAUGCCGCCUCCCACUACAUCUAAAAAUACAAAAUCUCACGAAUUACAUAUAUGUAAUUUUUAUCAACAUUUAAUAUAUAGUUAGUUAUAUUUUUGUAAA
Molecule: messenger RNA, 903 nt
Organism: Anoplophora glabripennis (Asian longhorned beetle)
Lineage: Eukaryota; Metazoa; Arthropoda; Insecta; Coleoptera; Cerambycidae
Product: acylpyruvase FAHD1, mitochondrial
Exons: 4
Coding region: 34-681 (215 amino acids)
Cellular component (GO): mitochondrion
Molecular function (GO): acetylpyruvate hydrolase activity
Source: RefSeq, a predicted model, not a curated record